Molecule: messenger RNA, 1677 nt
Organism: Larimichthys crocea (large yellow croaker)
Lineage: Eukaryota; Metazoa; Chordata; Actinopteri; Sciaenidae
Gene: aunip
Product: aurora kinase A and ninein interacting protein
Exons: 4
Coding region: 238-1497 (419 amino acids)
Biological process (GO): spindle organization
Cellular component (GO): centrosome; spindle pole
Source: RefSeq, a predicted model, not a curated record
CAAAGUCUUAAUGAGUUUUUGCGGUAAAUAACUGAUUUUUAAGGUUUAAUCACGUUUCAUUUUUUUUUUCACACAGGCAAAUGUCAGCGGCAGCCCAUCGUCGAGGCGCCAGACUCAAACAACAAACUGACGUUGACACAAAGACAGAAAACUAAGUCACGUAAAGGUAAAUAACGACAGAGGAGAGCUGGAAACACACCUGUGCGACUUUAAGAGGUCUGUCCUUCAGUCUUCAUCAUGAAGACCUCCAAACGAGCAACGAAGACCCCUGCACAGGAGGAAUGUGGAGUUUGGCUGGACACUGCGCAGCUCAAAGUCAAAGCCAAACAGAAACGACUUGCCCGUCCCAUUUCUAAGCUGCUGAAUCCCUUUGCUGGAGGUGACGGAUACAAUGUGUCUGUGGCUCUCAACUUCACUCAGACCAAAGUGGAAAUGCCCAAGACCAAACAGAGCUCGAUAUCAACCUUUUUCACACCUCAGCGCAGAGUCCUCAACAAGAUGUCUACUUCUGAAGCACAAAGCAUUGAUCCGGUGCUGCCUUCUUCAACAUCUGCCUCAGCCACACCUGUAGCAUCUGGGACAAAACGAAGACGUGAACUAGAUCAUGAGCCCGAUGUGGAUCCUGAGCAAAAGAGUGAAAAUGAGCCUGAAUCAGCAGAAAUGUGGAAGGAGACAAGCUACACACCUUCUCAAAGAUCGCACGGUGACACUGAAGAAGAGCAGUUUGAAGAGAUAAAUCCACCACAGAGAAAGAGGAGGCUCACUGCGACCUCCUUACUGCCCGAUGACAGUCAACCUCUUCUACAGGCGUGGAGUCAGGACCCGCUGUUCUCUUAUAGCCAGUUUUCUGAAAGUCAGUUCAACUUGACUAACGAGAAAAACACCCCAACAAAGAACUUCAAUGAUUCUGAGGCAAGUUUCCUUAACAGUCUGCAAAGCGAGGAGGGCUUUGGUAUUCGUAUGAAUGUGGAAGCGAGAACCUCGACUCAGAAAUCAUUUCAAAUUCAUUCUUCUCAGGUGGACAAUGAGAAAGAAAACAGCAGGUUUUUGUCUUCCAAGUCCCCACGUAAGAACUCAUCUCUGUCUCAUAUUGAACCUCUUUCAAAUCAUAAAUGGACAGAACCAAAAACUGCAUCACCUCGAAAACACAAUCCAGCACACUUGAGGAAAAAGAGUGCCACAGAAGCCACAGAUAGCCAUGACUCACAGUUCAUUUGGACAAAACCGAGUAGCUCUCCUGUAAAAAAGCUAGUACCACAGCAGUCAUGCAGAGCUGCUGAUGAGGACAGUCUGGCUAUGUUGUUCACCCAGGACUCUGAAGGUUUCAGGGUGAUAGCGCACAGAGGUCUGCAAACCAGGAGUCCACUCAAGGAUCAGAGUAACAUGAGCACUGGGACGCGAAGAACUAUUGCUUACAAAUCUCUGGUGGAAGAGGAUGAUGAAGACGAGAUGCUCUUUACUCAAGACUCUCAGGGAAAUCUGGUGAUGAAGCACUGAAAGGAACCUUUGAAACUAGCAGGAGUGUUGUUAUAUAGCUGUUAUAAACUAAAAUCUCAUAGGUUUGUUUCCAUAUUAAGAUGAUUCAUUUUUAGCUACUUUAAAACUGAAAUCUUGAUAUUUUUACUCUGAUUGUCUUCUUACCUCAUCUGUACAUGUUUUAUAUUUCGCCAGAAAGUC